This is a messenger RNA of Cololabis saira (Pacific saury), 1639 nucleotides long. It is a transcript of the gene etfbkmt, whose product is annotated as electron transfer flavoprotein subunit beta lysine methyltransferase. Gene Ontology annotation, biological process: peptidyl-lysine trimethylation. Gene Ontology annotation, cellular component: mitochondrial matrix. Bases 154 to 930 code for a protein of 258 amino acids. The record is from RefSeq and is a predicted model, not a curated record. The transcript is spliced from 3 exons. NCBI's taxonomy places the organism in Eukaryota, Metazoa, Chordata, Actinopteri, Beloniformes, Belonidae. Gene Ontology annotation, molecular function: protein-lysine N-methyltransferase activity.
GGCUGCAGUUUGACCAACUUUUUACCUCAAAUAUCUGUUUAAGUCAACCAGUUCGGGUGUUUCUGGUCUGUUUUCUUGGCUCACUUUCAAAGCCCACUCUGUAACGGGGUGAUGAGGCUCAGUUGACGCAGACGUCCUGAGGUUAGUGGGAUCAUGUCAAGACUCCUCUGCGCAUUAAAAUGUUUCCACGAUCUGAAACGGUUUUCCAGACUGUGCCGACAAACAAACAGUCGCAGACACCUGUGUAAAAACCCCCACCGUGAUGACGAGCACAUGCGGAGAUUUAUCUCAGAGAACACGGAGGUGGUCGGAGGACAGAGCCUGACGCCUGAGAUCAAACUCAGAUUAUUGACCCCCAACUGCAGGUUCUGGAGAGAAAACCCCGAACUGUGGCCUUUCCAUGACCCGUACUGGGCCAUUUACUGGCCCGGGGGCCAGGCGCUCUCCAGGUUCGUGCUGGACCAGCCCGCGGUGUGCCGGGGUAAGGCGGUGCUGGACCUGGGCAGCGGCUGCGGGGCUGCGGCCAUCGCUGCAGCUCUGGCCGGGGCGGAGACGGUGGUGGCCAACGACAUCGAUGCUGUUGCAGCAGUUGCAGCCCAUAUGAACUGUGAGUUGAACGGCGUGGAGUUACCAGCUUGCGUGACUGACAACAUGAUCGGUUCAGAGCCUGAGGGCUUUGACCUGAUCCUCCUGGGUGACAUGUUCUACGACGAGGGCCUGGCCACCAGCCUCCACAGCUGGCUGGACCGCUGCAUCAAAAUCCACGGCACCAAAGUCCUGAUCGGGGAUCCUGGACGAGCCCAGUUCGAGGGGCACCGCAUCCGACAGUUCCUGCAUCAUCUUGCCCAGUUUGAGCUGCCUGAGUGUGUCAGGGCGGAGAACUACGGUCUUACCUGUAGCAGUGUUUGGUCCUAUCAACCUGAACUCUGAUUAGUAGAGUGAACACAACGGGGAGCUACAUUUGGUUUUCAAAAGUGACUCAAGUACAGAAAAGUGCAGUUUAUGGACUGGCCACUAGGGGCUGGAUCCCGCACUGACCCCUCUUGUUAUAAUACCCAACUUUACCGCCUAAAUAAAUGUUUAUAGCCUGGUGUCAAAACAUGUUUUGAAAUAUGUAAACCACCAGACUUGGAGUGAGUUUUUAUCAAACCUAUCACUAGGUCAUCCGACCCUGCUCUCCCGUCAUGAUUACAGAUUAAUAGAAAAUCUACAGGAGAUCUUAUUUCCCCAGAAAUCCAAGUUAUGAAAGUGCUUGUUUAUCAUUAUCAGAGGACCUACAGGCAUUCAACACAGGGAGUCACCCUUCCUGAGUCUGGUUCUGUUGGAGCUCUCUCUGUUAAAAAGGAGCUUGCAUGUGCACAGAGUGCAAGUGAUGGAAUCCAUUAACUUGUUUGCUUUCUCUGUGUAAUGCUAUGGUGCAACUUUUAUUGCAAAUUGGUGCUAUAAUAAAUUGAAUUGCAUUCAUUUCAGUUGAAUAAUAUGCGAUAACUGACCUGCACGCUUCUGUUGGCGCACGUCUUGUAGUUUGUUUUCCAAGCUGAAUUUGAUUGUGUUAUUUGGAAAAUUAAGUAAGAGUUUCUAAAUACGUUGCAAAUUCUCUCUGUCUCUGUAUUCAAGUGUCUGCAAGUACAGGCAUGGA